Rattus norvegicus (Norway rat) is the source of this 2253-nucleotide messenger RNA. It is a transcript of the gene Septin10, whose product is annotated as septin 10. NCBI's taxonomy places the organism in Eukaryota, Metazoa, Chordata, Mammalia, Rodentia, Muridae. Gene Ontology annotation, molecular function: GTP binding. Gene Ontology annotation, cellular component: cytoskeleton; motile cilium; cytoplasm. The record is from RefSeq and is a predicted model, not a curated record.
ACGCCCCGUGCCCCGCCAGUUACGCCCAGCGGGUCUCUCUCCGAAGCGGCCCGGGACUUGCGUUUGCGUCCGGCCUGAGACCACCGUUUCCCUACGUCUCACCAGGGCUAUGGCCUCAUGCGACGAGGUGCGGCAGCUGGACUGUACAUGGAAUCUUCCAGAUGUAAAAAAGAACAUACCCGUUCCUUGACUAUGUGUGGCCAUGUUGGUUUCGAAAGUUUACCUGAUCAGCUGGUCGAUAGAUCCAUUGAGCAAGGCUUCUGUUUUAAUAUUCUCUGUGUGGGGGAGACUGGAAUUGGAAAAUCAACACUGAUUAACACAUUGUUUAAUACCAAUUUUGAAGAACUUGAAUCCUCACACUUUUGUCCAUGUGUUAGACUUAGAGCUCAGACGUAUGAACUCCAGGAAAGCAAUGUUCGCUUGAAACUGACCAUUGUAAAUACAGUGGGCUUUGGUGACCAAAUAAAUAAAGAAGAGAGCUAUCAACCAAUAGUUGAUUACAUAGAUAAUCAAUUUGAGGCCUAUCUCCAAGAAGAACUGAAGAUCAAGCGUGCACUUUUUAACUACCAUGACUCUCGUAUCCACGUGUGCCUCUACUUCAUUGCUCCGACAGGCCAUUCUCUGAGGACACUUGACCUCUUAACCAUGAAGAGCCUGGACAACAAGGUGAACAUUAUACCACUUAUUGCCAAGGCAGAUACAAUUUCUAAAAGUGAGCUCCAGAAGUUUAAGAUGAAGCUCAUGAGUGAACUGGUCAUCAAUGGUGUUCAGAUAUAUCAGUUUCCAACGGAUGACGACACAACUGCCAAGAUCAACGGAGCGAUGAAUGGACAUUUACCAUUUGCUGUUGUUGGAAGUAUGGAUGAGAUAAAAGUUGGAAAUAAGAUGGUCAAGGCUCGCCAGUACCCUUGGGGUAUUGUACAAGUGGAAAAUGAAAAUCACUGUGACUUUGUAAAGCUGCGGGAAAUGCUUAUUUGCACAAACAUGGAGGAUCUGCGGGAACAGACGCAUAUGAGGCACUAUGAGCUGUACAGGCGCUGCAAACUGCAGGAGAUGGGCUUUAUAGAUAUAGGCCCAGAGAACAAGCCCCUCAGUCUUCAAGAGACUUACGAAGCUAAAAGACACGAAUUCUGUGGUGAACGUCAGAGGAAGGAGGAACAGAUGAAGCAGAUGUUUGUACAGCGAGUAAAGGAAAAAGAAGCCAUAUUGAAAGAAGCUGAAAGAGAGCUUCAGGCCAAAUUUGAGCACCUUAAAAGAAUUCACCAGGAAGAGAGGAUGAAACUUGAAGAAAAAAGAAGAAUGUUGGAGGAAGAAUCAGUUGCUUUCGCUAAGAAGAAAGCUACCUGUGAGCUGUUCCCACACCAGUCAUUUUUGGCCUCAGGUAGCAGCAUUAGGAGAGACAAAGACCGAAAGAACUCCAAUUUUAUGUAACACAAGAGUUCCAGAGCACAGAUGGUCAUCACAGUCAAAAGCUAUUUGUAUGCAUUGAGUUUUUGCUCUUUUUGCUUUAUCAGUAACUCAAUUAUUAUAGCAAAGGGCUAAAGUUAUUCACAUUUGUAGAAAGUAUUUUUCUGUAUAAGGCUGAUCCGCUAGCCAGAGUGCCUAUUUCCCCCAUAUAUACCAUGGUUAGGAACCUGUAAGUUCCUGUUCUGCUGUAGAUCUUGGUCUACUUUCCUGCUGCCGGAGGCUGUUUUACUGAGUGCUACUCUAAGUAGCAAAGGUUUAUUGCCAUUGAAACACUACGAAACUCCUUCAUAUUAUGAAUCUCUGACUGCCAUUUUAUUUAGCAUGAACCUAUUAUUUUGCCGUAUACUAAACAUAAAACACUGGAGGCAUGUACUUUAGAAUGUAUUACAGAGUUAAAGCUAACUUUAAACUGUGUAACCCUUUUAUGCUUCAAUGUGCCUUGUUUUGCUGUGCUAUAGAAAAAUAUGCUUAGAAAUUAAAACAUACAUUUGAAGCUUGGUUAUGAUAUUAUUUUCAUAAGAUAUCAUAAAUAUUUUUUAAAAAUUUGCCUUUCAAGAACUAAGAAAAUUGAAAAAAAUUAAAGUUGAAAUUUUUUUUUAGAGCAUCUGAAUCUUGACUAUAUUAAAAACUUGAUACUUUGUAUUUCAGGAGAUAUUUGCAUUCAGUGCCUUAAUCGUCCUAGAGCAUUUUAAUGUUUUAUCUUUUCUAAUGGUUAUAAGUAUAUAUGUUUUCAUACUUUUGUAUUUGAAUAUUCUGAUUCUGAAUAAAAUUGAUACUCUUGACCAA